Moneuplotes crassus is the source of this 473-nucleotide messenger RNA. The record is from the annotation of a GenBank genome assembly. Lineage: Eukaryota; Ciliophora; Spirotrichea; Euplotida; Euplotidae.
AUUUUCAAUAAAAUGGGCUGACUAAACUUCAAGUCUAAUGACCCUGACUCAAUAAAUCCUCCUCCUAAAACUAAGGAAGAAGGCAAGAUGAAUCUAGAUUACUACAAACAUAAAGAUACUACUGAUACUAGUAAUGACCUUAAUUUUCACAAAAAGAAAUCAGAGCAAGUUCAUCAGGGAGAUAAAUAAAUUCAAGAGAACAAUGAGAAGAGUCCGUCGUGAAAGAAACGGCUCUGAGUCUAGCUACAGUGACCUCCAAUCAGAGUACAGAUCUGUAUAUUCAGAACAUGGUGAGCAGAGUGCUGUAAAGGGAGAGAUUGACCGUAUCAAUUUAGAUAUUUCUGAUAAAUCAGGUGUCGAUGAAAUAAAGAAAUCUCAAAGCUUUCAUCUUGAAGCUGAGCUACCAAAACGUCUGGAUCAUAAUUAAAUGGGAGAAAAUAGUAUUACCCCAGCUUGGUUUAAUUUAUUAGUUU